Chlorella variabilis is the source of this 1377-nucleotide messenger RNA. RefSeq lists its product as hypothetical. Lineage: Eukaryota; Viridiplantae; Chlorophyta; Trebouxiophyceae; Chlorellales; Chlorellaceae. The transcript is spliced from 8 exons. Gene Ontology annotation, biological process: negative regulation of apoptotic process; protein stabilization. The record is from RefSeq and is a predicted model, not a curated record. The coding region runs from base 1 to 1377 and encodes 458 amino acids.
AUGACAGAGGAGGGCAGCGAGGCGGAGAAGCCGCGGACCCGUGAGGCGGGCGAGACGGCGGCGGCGCUCGACAAGGUGACGGACUUUCGGGAGGAGAAGGAGAUGAUGACCAAUGUGGACAAGGAGCUGGUGCAGCAGGCGAUGCAGAAGCUGGCGGCGGAGCAGGCGCAGCGCACCGAGGCGCAGCGGCAGCGCGAGCGCGAGCUGGCGGCGGUCAAGGUCCAGAAGGAGGACAUUGAGGUCAUUGCGCAGCAGUUUGACAUGGACAAGAAGAAGGCCGAGCGUGCGUUGAGAGAAAAUGGGGGGGAGCUGAAGACGGCGCUGCAGUCGUUGCUCAAACCGCUCCACGGCAGCAGCAGCGCCGGCACUGCCCAACAGCCUGCGGCACCACAGAGCGAGGUAGCUGUGCCUGGCGCCAAGCCCAGCCGCUUCCAGGAGCGGCGGCAGGCAUGGCGGCAGCGGAUUGAGGCAAUCAAAGCCAAGCAGGCCAGCAGGGCCGCCGCAGGAGGCUCAUCAGAUGGCGCUGCGGCAGCAGCUGGAGGCACCCGUGUGUACAGCAAGCACAUUGCCAUCCCCAUCCCCAUUGGAGGCAGGGCGGGAGGCAGCGCAGGGGCCACGCCACAGGGCUCCCCGGCACGGCGAGAGCCCCUUCUGGAUGCCAUCGCCGCCUCGCUGCCGCAGCUGGAGGCGCCGCCUGUGUGGCAGGGGUUCCAGACAUCUGAGGCUCCUGCCGACAUGGCGGCCGCCACCGACGAGCAGCUGCAGCGCUUCCUGCACCAGGCGGGCUGGGCGCAAGAGGCAGUGUGGAGCCUGGCGGACCGCGAGGCACUUGUGCUGGCUGCCCGUGUCUCCAGGGGCGCGUGGGAGGUGGAGCGCGUGAUCGUGGCCUGCGUUUGGCCCGAGGAGGUGUUACGCGUGCCGCGCAAGUGCGGCGACCCGUCGGCGCUGCGGGCGGCGUACCGCCGGGUCAGCAUGGCGGUACACCCCGACAAGUGCGGCGCAGCGGGGGCCUCGGAUGCAAUGAGCAUCGUGGCGGAUUGUUAUGCCAUGCUCGUGCAUGCGGCCAGCGGCGGCAAGGCCGCCGCGGCGGUGCCCGCCUACCUGCGGCAGCACCACCCCACGCUCGCCAUGCACACCAGCAGCAGCACCACUAGCCUGCCGCAGCCCGAGCAGCCGCAGCCCGUGCGGCGCACCAGCAGCUUUGGGGCCAGGACGCCGGCGCGGCGUCACAGCAGCAGCAGCCACGAGCACUGGCAUCCUCCCAGCCGCAUGUAUUCGGAGGAUGACCUGCAGGCUGCUGAAGCAAGCGGCUGCAGCCCUGGGGAGGGACGAGCCACAGCCUGCUGCGGAGGCCAUGUGGAGCCGGAGCCGGAGUAG